AUGAGAACCUUCGUAGCGUGCAUAGCCCUAGCGCUGGUGGCGGUCGCCCGCGCCGAACCCCCCUCCGGCUACAGCUACAGCCGCCCAUCGGGGGGCAUCAGCGGCGGCAUCAGCGGCGGCCUCAGCGGCGGCGGACCCCUGCGCCCCGUCUCCUCCGGCUACCAGACCUCCGAGGGCCAGCACGUCGACGCGCAACUCCUCGAGCAGGUGCGCCAGAUCCUCCUUAAGGAGGAGGCGUCCAGCUCCAGCUUGGGCGGCGGCCACGGCGGCAUCUCCAGCUCGUACGGGGCGCCCUCCUCGUCCUACGGCGUGCCCUCGUCGUCCUACGGCGUGCCGAGCGGCUACAGCGGCCGCGUAGUGGGCAUCAACCUCGAGGGUGUGCGCCAGGCGAUCCAGGUCGCCCAGUACGAGCAGUCCGGCGGCUCCUCGGGCUACCCCUCCUCCUCGUACGGCACCCCCUCUGGCAGCUACGGCGCUCCCUAC
Messenger RNA from Iphiclides podalirius (scarce swallowtail), 483 nucleotides. NCBI's taxonomy places the organism in Eukaryota, Metazoa, Arthropoda, Insecta, Lepidoptera, Papilionidae. The record is from the annotation of a GenBank genome assembly.